Messenger RNA from Strongylus vulgaris, 321 nucleotides. The record is from the annotation of a GenBank genome assembly. Lineage: Eukaryota; Metazoa; Nematoda; Chromadorea; Rhabditida; Strongylidae.
AUGGCUAAUUGCGAAAUUCAGUGUCUUUUUCAGUCAUUUCUUCAAUACGCUGAUUGUAAAGUCUCCGGUACAAUCGAAUUCUUUGGGUUUUAUAAGCAUAAAAUCUCGUCUACGGAUAGCUGUGGAAAUUAUCGGAUCCACACCGGCGAGAAACCGUUCAAAUGCGACCAUUGCGGCCGCGCUUUUCGUCAGCCGGGUAACCUUACGCGACACCGGCUUACCCACACCACGGUUAAACCAUACGUAUGCAUUCACUGUGACAAGGCAUUCAAUCGAGCGUCAAAUCUUCACACCCACAUGCGAACACACUCGGGAAAGUAA